Molecule: messenger RNA, 1882 nt
Organism: Thrips palmi
Lineage: Eukaryota; Metazoa; Arthropoda; Insecta; Thysanoptera; Thripidae
Product: putative beta-glucosidase 6
Exons: 12
Coding region: 210-1841 (543 amino acids)
Biological process (GO): carbohydrate metabolic process
Molecular function (GO): beta-glucosidase activity
Source: RefSeq, a predicted model, not a curated record
CGUGUCAUGUUUCACAGUGCAGUGUACUGAGGAGAUGAGGCCAAGUGCGAUGAUUAUGUCCACGAGACGAUCCUCACUUGAACGCACCCUGCCCAGACAGCCGGUAGAUAACCAAUUUCAUGGAACCACUCGUAGAAUUUCGCGAGGAUUUAUAUCGGUAGCAAUUGCGAAACAUUGAUGUACUGAAGACCUGAGCCUGCAUAUAAUGGAUGGACCGCAGACGACUCCAUUCACUUCAGAUAGUUCUGCGCCGCACUUGUGAGGAAAAGAUGAUUCGCCUUUUCAUCUUGGUGGCAUGCACGGUGGGAGUGGUGCAUAGCCGCUCCACGAGUGGCUCAUCCACGGAUCCGUUUGCACUUCCCGACGGUAUGCUGAUCGGGGCUGGCGUGUCAGCAUUCCAGACAGAGGGCGCUUGGAAUGUGUCAGGCAAAGCUGAAAGCGCCGCUGACCACGUGCUGCAUCUGGGCAGAUUGAGUUCGAUGGGCUUCGGGGACCCCCACGGCCACGACGUGGCGGCGAACUCGUACUACCGGUAUAAGGAAGACAUCGCGAUGGCAAAGGAACUUAAGCUUUCGAUGUACCGAUUCUCCAUCUCGUGGCCUCGCGUCCUGCCCGACACGAACGCCGCCAACCCCAACAGGGAGGGCGUCCAGUACUACCACGACCUCAUCGACGAGAUUCUCCGAAACAACAUGACGCCGUUGGCAACUUUGUACCACUUCGACCACCCUCAAAUUUUGGAGGACCAGUUCAAAGGAUGGCAGGGAGAGGAGAUGGUUGCCAAGUUCACGGAAUACGCCCGCUUCGUCUUCAAUCAGUAUGCUGGAAAGGUAAAGCUCUGGGUGACGGUGAACGAGCCCAACGUGUACUGUAUAUACUUCCCGAACCUCUACAAGGUGUCAGGAAUCUAUUCGGACAGCGACGUGCAGCGUUAUACGUGCAUCAAACACAUGGUCCUGGCGCAUGCAGCAGCAUACCACGUCUUUAAGGAAGACAACCACGAAGGUCAGCUCGGAUUUUCAUCCCUCUUAACUCCUGCUAAACCAAACACAACAAGUGCGGAAGACGUCUACGCAUCCGACGCUUACAACGACCUCCAGGGCGGCCUGGUGCUCAGCCCAGUGGUAUACGGGGACUGGCCUGAGAAUGUCAAGGAUAUUGCGGGCAGUAAAGUUCCACAAUUCAGUGAAGAAGAGAAGCAGUUCUUGAACGGUACUGCGGACUUCCUUGCCAUCAACAUCUACUACCCCGUCCGGGUCGCCUACAAGCAUGCGAACAGCGGUCGAGGCAAUGCUGAUAGCGCGGCGGAGAGCUAUGACCUCACGUUUGUGGCCGAAGAGUAUGAUUUUGCGCCAGGACAAACCAAGGAUCUGCUGUUUUCAAGGAUUCAACCUGAAGCGAUGCGAGAGGGAGUUUUGUGGACCUGGCAAAAGUACGGGCGACCUAUUCUUCUGGCCGAAAACGGCUACGGAGACAUUGAGCAGAUUGGGACGAACGACGAGAUUCGGGCAGCGUACCACAGUGCCUACCUGCGGACGCUGGUGACGACCGUGAAAGAGUACGGAGUGGACAUGGUGGGGUAUUGUGUGUGGAGUCUCAUUGACUGCUUCGAAUGGAGUUGGAGUUACAAACGUGUCUUUGGUCUGGUGCACGUGGACUACGAGAAUGGCAGUUUGAACCGCACGCUGAAGGCUUCGUCGAAGUUCUGGAUCGAGAUGGGCGAGACGGGCGUUGUGCCCCUCGUCGAAAUCCCAUCGUCCGCCGCUCCCUCUGCCAUUUCCUCCAUGCGAUCCCACACGCUACUCGCUCUCUCUAUGCUUUUGACUUUCUUUCGACGCUAGCUGAUUUGCACAGUCAAAAAUAUACUAUGGCCAUCGUUGAA